This is a messenger RNA of Helobdella robusta, 2481 nucleotides long. RefSeq lists its product as hypothetical. Gene Ontology annotation, biological process: transmembrane transport. The record is from RefSeq and is a predicted model, not a curated record. NCBI's taxonomy places the organism in Eukaryota, Metazoa, Annelida, Clitellata, Rhynchobdellida, Glossiphoniidae. The transcript is spliced from 21 exons. The coding region runs from base 1 to 1986 and encodes 661 amino acids. Gene Ontology annotation, cellular component: membrane. Gene Ontology annotation, molecular function: secondary active sulfate transmembrane transporter activity.
AUGAUUAGUUACGAUAAGUUGAAGAGGAUUAUGCCGAUUUUGGAGUGGGGACCGAAGUAUCGGUUGGUUGAACUUCAGGGUGACCUGAUAGCUGGUUUCACAGUAGGUCUGACCGUAUUGCCACAAUCGAUCGCUUAUGCCAGCAUCGCUAAUGUACCACCGCAGUACGGACUCUACUCGGCAUUCAUCGGUAGUUUCGUGUAUGCUGUAUUCGGCGGUUCUAAGGACAUCACCCUAGGCCCGUCAGCCAUCAUGAGCAUUCUGACGGCCACCUACGGUAAAAAUCCGAUCGAUAAAGAUCCGACUUAUGCAGUGGUGUUGGGCUUUUUUACCGGUAUUGUGCAGCUCAUUAUGUGGCUCGUCGGAUUCGGGGCCUUCUGUGAUUUCAUUUCUUUCCCCGUCAUGAAGGCCUUCACGACAGCCGCUGCUAUAACCAUCGGCAUGACCCAGGUCAAGAAAUGGUGGGGUUUGAAGAAGGUGUCUAGAGAUUUCAUACCUCAACUGAUACAGACGAUACAAAAAAUACCGGAAACGAGAUUAUGGGAUUUCCUAAUGGGCGUCGUCUGCAUCUUUUUCAUCGUCUUCUUUCGGAAAAUUAAAGAGCUAAAAGUUUGGUCAAAACCACCAGCUAAUUUUCCAAUGAAGUUGCUCAGUCAAUUCGUCUGGCUUAUUGGGACUGCUCGAAACAUCAUCGUCAUAGUUGGUGCCUCCAUAGUGGCCUUCAUAUUUUUAGACAACAAAAUGCGCCCCUUCUCUCUCAUUGGCUACAUUCCUCCGGGCAUACCCUCCUUUCAGACGCCGCAGUUUACUUUAUACGACCCCAAAAAGAACGUCACCUAUGACGUCAGCGACAUGUCAUCGACGAUAGGGAUAGGGUUCUUAAUUGUACCAAUGGUAGGUCUCAUUGAAGCCAUGGCUAUUGGAAGAGUAUUUGCCCGUAAGUUCAAUUACAAAAUGGACCCCAACCAAGAAUUUCUAAGUUAUGGCAUUGGAAACUUGUUGGGAGCCUUCGUAAUGGGGUACCCAAUCACAGGAACCUUUUCAAGAACGGCCUUGAACGCUGCUAGCGGCGUGAAAACUCCAGCCGGUGGCAUCGUAACAGGUGCCCUGGUGCUGAUAGCCCUGCAGUUUCUCACUCCAUUAUUCUACUACAUCCCAGAAGCUGCCCUGGCGGUUGUCAUCAUCAUGGCCGUCCUUGACAUGAUGACCUUCCAUAAGUUCUGGAUCAUCUGGAGGACUAGGAGAAUUGAUCUUCUUCCUUGGAUUGUAACGUUCAUUCUCUCAUUCAUUCUUAGUGUCGAGUUCGGAAUAGCCAUAGGUGUCGCCGUGUCAUUCGCCAUUCUUAUCUACCCAAUGGCCAGGCCAAAAGUUAAGCUCUUAGAUAUUGAUGAUGCCGAAUGGAGGAAAUUGUACGGCCAACAAGAUAAGAUGAACAUUAUGGUGGCCAGGGUCAAUAUCGGCCUUAUGUAUCCGGCCGUAGCUUAUAUUAAAGAUAAAGUUAAAAAUAAGAUUUCAGAAAUGAAGUUGGACGGCUUGAUACUUGACAUGGUAAAUAUGGCUAUUGUCGAUACAACAGCUAUGCAGGGAAUGAGAGAACUGUUGGAGGAACUGCACAAAACUAACGUCAUGGUUGUAGCAUGUAACUUGCAAAAACAGCCGAGCACGAUGUUCAGACGCGCGAAACCAAAAUACUUUUUCAAAGCCGGCAAUAUCGAAGAAGCUAUAACUGUGAUCGCUCAAAUAAAAUCAGGAAACAGUUUGAAACUGGUCAACAGUAACAGCAAAAACAGCAAAUUUACCAAAAAUCAUAAAAUGAUAAGCGACAAUCAAGGUUUGACGGAGAUACAGCUAAGCGGAAGUGUUAGCGGAAGUACUAUUCCGCUAUAUCCGAUCAAAAACAUCCAAAGAUUAGAUAUAGAUCAAGAUAACUUUGUUGUUAAUAAUAGAUUUUCUGAUAACAAUCAAAAUAUCGCCCAACGAUUUUGAUAAACUUCAAUUUUUACGCACUAAUUUUUCUGGUAAACUUGAUUGAUAUUAUUAUUAUCAUUAAUUAAUUAUUAAUAUUCUUAUUUUUUAUGAUUGUUAAUAUUAUUAAUUAUUAUUUUUUGUAUUAUUGUAAGAAUAAAUUAAGCAUGGAUUACGAUUAUAGAGAUAAAUUGAAGUAAUAUCUCCACAAACCACCUUGUUAUUUCAACAACGUCAUCAUUAUUAUUAUCAUCACAAUCAUCAUCAUCACCACAAUCAUCAUCAUCAUCAUUGCCACCACAAUCAUCAUCAUCAUCAUCACCACAAUCAUCAUCAUCAUCAUUGCCACCACAAUCAUCAUCAUCGCCAUCCAAACUGUGUGAAGGAAAUGAUUCUGUCAAAUCAUUGACACGUAUCAAACUGCGCGUUCUAUUAUGCAAUUUCACAAAUUAUAAUAUAAUAUUUAGUAAUAAUAAUAAUUAUUAUUAUUAAUAUAAUUAUAUUAAUAAUAAUAAU